Asparagus officinalis (garden asparagus) is the source of this 2124-nucleotide messenger RNA. RefSeq lists its product as uncharacterized. The transcript has 18 exons. The record is from RefSeq and is a predicted model, not a curated record. Gene Ontology annotation, molecular function: protein binding. Bases 96 to 1538 code for a protein of 480 amino acids. Lineage: Eukaryota; Viridiplantae; Streptophyta; Magnoliopsida; Asparagales; Asparagaceae.
UUGGCGGGAAACCCUAGCUUCGACCACCGCCUAGUACGUAUAGCUCCCCUCGUAUCGCUAAUUCCACCACCAUUUCCCCCGGAGUCCGAUCCUCGAUGGAGAAAUACGCAGUCCCCGUUCCUUCAUCCAAAAACUCUAAAAACCCUAAUCCCAUCACCAGGUGGAAGCGGAUCGUUUCAGAAUUGAACGGGAGGAUCUCUUCCAAGUGCCGCCAUGAAGAUUCUCAGCUUCUUCUCGAUUCUUACGCGCAAGUUAGAACGUUUCAACAUCAUUACAAGACUGGAUCAGAUAACUGUCCAACAUAUAUUGCUAGGAUAACAAAUGUCGCGAAUCAUGACUCUCCAGACUACUUUGUGAGGGAGGGAAUCACUGGUAUUGAAUUUGACUCCAAGGGGAUCUAUUUGGCAUCUGUUACAAAAUCAGGAUGUUUAACAGUGCAUGACUUUGAAACAUUGUAUUGCUCGACAUAUGGUCCAUCAUCAAGUUCUUUGGAGGAUGAAACAAACUAUUUACUGCAUAUUUCUACCUCUCACACAUUAGAUGCUGUCCGCUGGAAUCCAGAAAAUCAAGAUGAGGUAGCUUGUUCUUCUCGACAGAAUAAUAAAGUUCUUCUCUAUGAUAUUGGUUAUAUGUCUUCCGAACCUGUUGAAGUGUUGGAGAGAGGGAGGUCUAAGUUCUCUCAACUAAAUGAUAAAAUCUGCAAUGGCCUAUCAGAUAUUGCUUUCACUUCAGCAGAUAAAUCAAGACUACUUGCAUCUGGAUUGGACGGUGCUAUUUAUAUAUGGGAUAGGAGGUCGAGUAACUUUCCGUGUGUUGAACUUAACACUAUUUCACAGAGCCAACUUAAUAGUAUCCAAGUCGACACUGAAAAUCGGGUUGUAUUCGGGGCAAGUAAACAAGGAAUCAUUUAUGCUUGGGAUCUUCGUGGAGGAAGAACAUCACUUGCUUUUCAAAGUCUGAAUGAGGUACAUCACCCUCCUUUGAUAUCCCUGAAGGUGUCAUCAGUGUUAGAGAAAAUAACAUCUUUGAAGGCACAAUCAAAUAUAAUAUCAAAAGAAAUUCACUCUGUCAACAUUGAUCCAUCAUGCUCGUAUCAGUUAGCAUUCCAUCUUGAUGAUGGCUGGUCUGGAAUUUUGAACACAAAUAGCCUAAAUGUGACACAUGUGCACUGCCCUCCUCCUGCUUGGUUGGAUGGUAUGGAAAUACCUCGUCUUUCCUCGAGCUUGAGAAGACCUGCUUGGCUGCUCUCAUGUUCGAUAUAUGCCGUUGGUUCUACCUGUGGUAAAGGAAUUCAUCUGCUAGAUUUCUUCCCAGAUAGAAGCUCAGCUUGCCAUGUGGAUUUCAUUGGGGAUUUAGAAACUCUGUCCAAUGAAAAUAAACAAACUGCUAGGAACAAAUUUUGCACUGUAUCAGAAUGUGUUUUGGUUUGUGCUGCGCAUCCCAUCAAUGGUACCAUCAUAGCUGGAACGAAGCAUUCUUCACUGCUGAUGAUUUCACAUAGGCAUCAGGCUGACGAGGACCUGGAUCGAACUACCUGAAGGCUGCCAAACUAAAUGUGCUUAUAAAAUUUCAAGUUCAUACUGGCCACUAAGUAACAUGAAGUUCAAGUAGUUUGUGGAUCUCUAAACAACAAUUACAAUGACAGCUCGGAAGGCAUCUAGUCCAUCUAUUUCUUUCAUUAGUUGGAUGGCUGUUUAGCUGGAGAAAGAGUUCCAGAACAAGCAUGAAGCAAAUAUUAUUCAGGAAGUCAGCUUUGCAAAUUCUUUCCAUGCCAUAAUAAAAUCAUGAUGAUUCUACUUCAAUUUGCGUCUCAAGUGCAAGUAAUCCUAGGAAAAUUUUGUGUUUGUGCCUAAGAUCACCAAGGUAUCCUUCAGCUUUCUAUACGCUCACUUGGCGAUUGGAGUAGAAAAAAUUGGGAACUGGUUUGGUGGAUCUACAGGGUCAAUAUUUACGAGAAGUAUUGUCUGUGUACUAGUCAUUUAGUUUGCCUGUGUGGAGCAUUUGUGAACAUAAUACUAUAGCUUGUAUUGAAGCAUGUCCAGAUCUAUGUUGUGCUAUAAUGUAUGAAUAGAAAUAUUCUGAAAGACAAGUUUUGACAUUGGAAAUAUAAACUCAUGGGUCUCU